GUCGGAUAAGAAGGGCGAAAGGGGCACGCAAAACCCCGAAGAAACCCCACACGCAUUUUUUCCUCUCUGGAACAAAAAAUCUACCCGUAAGAUCGCAAUUCUGUCUUUCAGUGGCUGCCGCCGGCGAAGUUAAGGGGCAGUGAAAAAGGAAGGGCGAGAGAAGAAAGUGGGUAUAGCGAGUUAGGAGUGACAAUGGUAUCUAUGGAGGUGGUGUACCCGGAUGAUUUCCGAUGUCCGAUUUCACUCGAAGUGAUGACAGACCCGGUGAUCCUUGCCUCCGGCCACACCUUUGAACGCGCCUCCAUCCAGCGUUGGAUCGAUUCCGGCCAUCGGACUUGUCCGGUGACUAUGUUACCUCUUCCUCCUCACUCUUCUCUCAUUCCUAAUCACGCGCUCCGUUCUCUCAUCGCCAACUUCUCCCCUUUCACGGCUGGUCCCUCCCGUUCGAAUUCGAUGUUUUCGGGGCAAGAAGCUCUCAUUUGUUCUCUUUCUUACCCCACAGACGUUGCGACGCUCUCACUUCUCCUCCGCCUCACCAAAGAAGACCCUGCUUUCCGGCACCGUCUUGCAGACUCCGGUGCUCCAUCUGUCCUCCUCCGACACGCUGAGUUAUCGGAUCCUGAUGACCUCCAAGCUCUUUCGCUUCGCAUACUCCUUUACCUCUCGUUGGACGGCGACGAUGCUCGCGUUGGCCUAGUUGCGGAUGGCGCCCUAGAUCCCCUAACCCAUGCCCUCGCCGCCGGAGGGCCCAACGCUGCCCUAGCUGCCACCAUCCUCACCAGCCUUGCGGUGGUUGAGGUCAACAAGUGCACAAUUGGCGCUCACCCUUCUGCAAUACCGACCCUCUCGGGCCUCAUCCGUAGCGGCAAGGGGAGAGAACGCCGCGAGGCUGCCACUGCGCUCUACGAACUCAGCAAGUUCCCGGAUAAUCGCCCUCGUGCUGUGCGGUCAGGCGCGGUGCCCGCUCUGGUAAGCUUUGCCAGCGAUGGUUCCGAGAGGGCAGUUGAGGUUCUGGGAUUGAUUGCGAAAUGUAUAGAAGGGAGGGAGGCUAUGAGGAACGUCAAGGGUUUUGUUAAAGUUUUGGCUGGAGUUUUGCGGGAAGGUAGGGCUAGAGGGGUUGAGCACGCACUUUUGGUUCUGAAUUUGACUUGUUCUGAUAGUGUGAAUAUGAUCUGCGAAGUAAAACAAGAGGGGGUUGAAGAAAUAUGCUUCAUGCUGGUUGAGUUGGAUAACGGGAAGGUUGGGAGGAAUGCUUUGAUGAUGGUCAGAACUUUGGAGAAGGGAGCAAUGGGCGGCUUCAGAUGACUUGUUCUUGGUUUUUUAUUUCAUAGAGAUUUUGCUUCACAGUAGGCGGAGAAGUAGAAGGUAAGCCUGGUUUAUGAUACUGUAAAAAAAAAAAAAAGGAGAAAUCUUAUGAAGUAGUCCUGUCAAUAUUGAAAAGCUGUAGCUUGCAACUUUUGGCUGUAAACCUUUGCUAAGAAGUAAUUUGAUCAUGUAUUUGUACAUAA
Messenger RNA from Dendrobium catenatum, 1508 nucleotides. Its product is annotated as U-box domain-containing protein 8. Gene Ontology annotation, molecular function: ubiquitin-protein transferase activity. NCBI's taxonomy places the organism in Eukaryota, Viridiplantae, Streptophyta, Magnoliopsida, Asparagales, Orchidaceae. Gene Ontology annotation, cellular component: nucleus; cytoplasm. The record is from RefSeq and is a predicted model, not a curated record. The transcript has a single exon. Bases 193 to 1305 code for a protein of 370 amino acids. Gene Ontology annotation, biological process: protein ubiquitination.